UAGGCAAUACGGACAGAGUGGCGAUUUUCGAGCCCAGCCAUGGGCGGAUCAUGGCAUGGGGUCCAGGUUCCGACGGUCAAAGGCCACGGCAGCGCCUGCGAAGCCAUCAGACGGAUGGGGCUGGAUUCGCGGCGACGACGUGGAGGCCGCGGUGGCGGAGCAGCACCGCCUGGGCGCGCAGACGGCUUUGCUGGGCCAAGGCGCCGAGGGCUUCGUGGACCACGAGUUCCCGGCGCAGAGCCGCGCCAUCGACGGCCUGGUGCCCCCGGUGAAGCGGGGCCAGGAGGCCCUGCUGGAGCUGCUGACGGCGGAGAAAGACGAGGACUCGGAAGAGGAGGACUUUGUCGCCAGCGCGCCGCGCUGCUUCUGCGGGCGCCGGAGCCGCCAGGGCCGGGUGCAGCUGAAGAUGGGCGCCGUGGCGCGGCGGCCCUUCUUCCGCUGCGGCACCAGGAGCUGCCGGUUCUUCGGGUUCGGUGAGUUGGGUCCCUCCAGGGAGGCCGUGGCCGUCACCUGGGCGCGGCUCCGCACCAACGUGGUGUCUGGCCUGGUGGUGGUGGGCAGGGACGGGUUCCGGCCGGAGGACGCCAGGCUGGGGCAGCAGUCGGAGUCUUUGGGCGACGCCCUGUUCGUAGAGGCGGUGGCGGUUUUGGCCGAACGCCCCAGAGCGCUGGAGAAGCUGCUGGCGUACAGCUGGACGGCCUCCGGCUGCCAUGAGGUGCGGCUGUGCAUCGCGGGGCUCUGGCGCGCCUCCUUCGUGGAUGAGCGCUUUCCCAUGAGCGCCUCCUCUGCCAAGAACUUGCACGAGUCCUUGGCCUUCGGGCGAUGUGCGGGGAACCAGCUUUGGAUCCCUUUGCUGGAGAAGGCCUAUGCCAAGGCAUUCUCCGCUUACCAGUUUGCCUUCCCAGGUACGGCCUUGCACUCCUUUCUCGAGGAAUUGACUGGUGCAGUUGUAGAGCGGGUGGUGCUACAGCCGAGCCGUAGCAGCCGCAGCCGCAGCAAGAACCAAGAGCUGGAUGCUUCAGAGCUAUGGGAGUUCUUGCAGCAACAGCAGCAGCGGGGCUCCCUCAUGGCGUGCAGUGCCAGAAGCUCGCUGCCAGGCUGCUCCUCCGUCUUUGCCGUCUUGGAUGUGUCGGCCAGGCAGGUCCGCCUGAGGAACCCCCGGGUCGCCAGCUCCGGCUCCUACGAGACGGCCUUGGCGGUGCUGUGCGGCAGAUCCGCGGAGGCGUCCACCUAUGCGGAUGGCUCGUUCUGGGUGGAUUUCGAGGACUUCCCGGACAGCUUCUCCCAGGUCUGCGUCUGCCACGCGGCAUCUGCGGGCGGAAACCUGGCCCACAUGCAGACCUUUGAAGGGGACUUCACCGCGGACAACCUGGGCGUUCGGGGCUGCUCCCUGCGGGUGGCGGGGGCCGGGGAUCUGUGGAUCUCCUGCCUCCAGCCAACUCCACGGGGCGCGCGUUUGCUGCAGCCAUCCAUGGGUCAUGUCUUGAACGACCUGGGCCUGGUGGCCAUCUCCGAGGCCGGCGCGGUGCUGGCGGUGGCCUUCGGCGGGUCGACGGAGCGCUUCAGCUGCCGCCUGGCGCUGCAGGGGGCGCUGCAGCUCUUCCCCGUGAGCUUCCGGGGGUGGCCCGGACCUGUGCGGCUGCGGCUGCAAUCCACUGAGCCUUUGAUGGUGCAGCCGGCGGAGAUGCCGCAAGGCCUCUGGGGUUUGCUCUGGGGUUUGAGUCGGUCCCCUGACUCGGGAGCCUUGCGGGGUGAGAGCAGCCGUCUGCAAAUUCCUGGCGAAGGGGACUUGGAGCUGCUGAUUUGGAGGCUGGAGGGGGCUGCCUUGCUGGUGGUGGACAACCCCAGCUCGCAGGCAGUUGUGGUCCAGGGCCUGGUGAAAGGGAACUUUGUGGUGACACAGACAGCCCGGGGCCCGCAGCAAGGCGAGUGGUGUGAGCAAAACGAGACAAGCUUUGCAGCCGGAUCGGUGACGCAAUGGCGCCAGUAUGCGGUGGAGGAUAUCGUGCCGGCUGCGUGCCGCCAGCUUUGCUCGGUACAUUUCGCGGUGAACUUGGACUGGGAUCUGGAGGUUUUAUCGGUGCAAGCCAGCGAGGCCCCUGCGGGUAUGCUGGGGUCUCGGCCCAAGACCCAUCCUUUCGCUCCUCAGUUCAUUGCCACCAAGCGAUGGGCGACUGAGAAGAAUUUGACUUCGGAUGCGGAGGACGCAGAGCUGCAGCUGGCGCUGGCGCUGUCCCUCUCAGAGACCACCACAAAGCGCUGGGCCCGGCGCAACAUGCGUGCGCAGGUCGCUGUGGCUGAGGUUGCUGAGGUCACUGAGGUUACCGAGGUCGCUGCGGAGCGGUGCGCGGUGUGCAUCGAGCCCGUGGUGGCGCGGGCGCCUGUCUCGUGCUGUGCGCAGCUGUGCCGGUCCUGCGCCCAGCUCUGGGCAGAGGAGCAGGAGUCCCAGGGGCUUGCAGCUCAUGAGAUCUCCUGCCCCCUCUGCAGCCAGAGAGUCCCGGACUCGGCGCUGCCUGAGCUCUUGAGCGCGGCAGCUCUUGGCCGAGCUCGUGCGCGACUGAACAGGGCCUCGGUCCCAGCCGUGCCCGACACCCUCCCCAGCAGGACCUUGGCGCGGCUUGGCCUCAAGAAGUGCCCUGGCUGCGGGGAGGGUCUGCAGAAGGAGUCGGAGACCUGCCACAAAAUGAUCUGCCGCAGCUGCCGCGCGCGCUUCUGCUUCAGGUGCUUGGCCAGGUUGGAGUACUUCAACUGCGGCUGCUCCGGCGCAGAACACCGCUUUGUUGAUCCGCUGGAUGGUCGUAUCCUGACACACCAGCCAGAGACAGGCAGAUGAACAGCGUCGCCAAAAGGGGAACGGACACUGAAUUUGUAGAAGGUGUA
Effrenium voratum is the source of this 2880-nucleotide messenger RNA. The record is from the annotation of a GenBank genome assembly. NCBI's taxonomy places the organism in Eukaryota, Dinophyceae, Suessiales, Symbiodiniaceae.